This is a messenger RNA of Fulvia fulva, 1494 nucleotides long. RefSeq lists its product as uncharacterized. NCBI's taxonomy places the organism in Eukaryota, Fungi, Ascomycota, Dothideomycetes, Mycosphaerellales, Mycosphaerellaceae. The record is from RefSeq and is a predicted model, not a curated record. The transcript has 4 exons. Gene Ontology annotation, molecular function: protein binding; racemase and epimerase activity, acting on carbohydrates and derivatives. Bases 1 to 1494 code for a protein of 497 amino acids.
AUGGCAACCAUGGAUGCGGUGUCGCGAGGGUUGUUCGCUCUGCCUAACGAAAUAUUGCUGAACAUCUUGAACCUGUUCUCUACCAGGGAACUCCUAGGCAUCUCCUUAUGCUGUCAGCAGAUACACUCGCUGGUCGUUCGAAUCGUCCGACAUCGUCUACAGAUCGCGGCAGAGCUGGAUGGCCAUACGUUGUAUCUCGAAUGCGGACCGCCCUCCGCGAACUGGACCACGUCGAAAGUUUUCUGCAACGAGCUGGGUACGGAACGGCUUGAGGAGCUCGUCUCUGACAUACAAGAGCAUGGCGGCCGAGUGGGACACAUCAAGGCCAUGUCAGAGCUGUACACCCGCUUUCGUCCCGUGAACAAAAUGCCCGACUUCAGGACAGUGCCUAGGCCGCAUCCCGCCGGCGACGUCCCUGGAUCCGCUACGUACAUGAGCCCGGAAGCUCGAGCAGCUGCAUGGAAAGGCGAUGGCAAUGAUGCCGUGACUCGGACUGUAGCGAUCGAUGCGAACUUCCUGUUCUCGCAGCUCGAGACUGUAGCAUAUCUUGGUAAGCGCGAAAGCACACGAGGGCUGCUGUUCAGUAUACAAGAGGUCUGUGAUGGUACCAUCCGUGUAUGGCGAGAAUGGCUUUCCAAGAACUGCGAGAGUAAGCGUUGGUCGAACGGCGAGACGAUUGCUGUUCAUCACGAUGAUCACGGCACGCAAGACACGGGCAAAGAGCGAUCUACAAGCAUCUCCAGUAUGUACGGAAACCCCAAGAAAGACCCUCGCAUCCUCUGGAUCAACACGGGAGGCGAGAGCGUUGGCAUAAAGUUCCGGGUCAAGGAGCAGCAGUGGCGUCGUGACAAUCCAGUGUUGUUUGCAAGUGAAGCCGAAGUACCUAUCAGCUACCACGUUGAGCUUGAAGAGAUAGUGAUACGAACAACCCACCUGUUACUCAAGGUCGAGGAAGCUCGAAAGCAAAUACUGAAUCAGACUGCAAUGAGGAACACCAACUUCGUUGGACCACCUCGGUACCCGAUACGCCGAAGUGAAGCUCUGGAUCCGCAUGGUCUGGAAGCUCCAAGAGCUAUAAGUGGGAUGGACCCAUCACUUUUCGCUGUCGAGAACUGCACCAGACACCCACAAAUCUACAUCAUGCCAGAAGCCAAACGCAUCGCUCAGAUCGUGCGCAUCAAGCGCGAGUCGAUACCCGCCUACAAAGAAUGCCAUGCUGCCGUAUGGCCUGCAGUGCUGAAACAGAUCAAGGACUGCAACAUUAGCGACUACUCCAUCUUCCUCAACGAAGACGCCUUGAUACUGUACGCAACAAUGAAGUACAACGGUUCUGACUUUGAGGGCGACAUGGAGAAUAUGAGGGCAAAUUCAGAAGUCAGAAAGUGGUGGGAUAUGACAGAUGGCAUGCAGGAGUCCUUAGUGCCCGGCAGCAAGGGCAGCACGGAUGCGAAGGGAUGGUGGAAGGAGCUCGAGGAAGUCUUUCGUGUUGAGUGA